AAAACGGUGAAACGACACAUCGUUGAGGGCCGUCCCGUGUAGGUUUGUUUGGUCGGUAACGAAACGAUGGGAGCGGAAAGUGAGUCACAGGAAAAGCACGCACAAGAGAAGCCAAAGCCUAGUCUCGCACUCACACAGGAACAAUUCCUCUCAUGGAAGCGCCACAAGGAUGCUGUUGUAUCAGCCAUGAAAGCUGAAGUAUCUAGGAAACGGGAAGAGGAUAUUGCAGCAGGAACAGUCCAAAUGAAUGGACGGGAGCUGUUUAAGCAUGAGCCAUGGGUGUUUGAUAACUCACGUUAUUGACAUUGAGAGUUUUCAGGACCAAGUGAUCAAUACUUCAAGACAAGAUACCAAGAUAGAGGUAGUCAUGUCAACACAUUGAGUUUAAACUUUAAAGCAACCCUUGUCAAGGUGAUAUUGUUCCUGUCAAUUUGUUUUUUAAAAAAUAAACACAUGAAAAAGAGGUAAAUGAAAAUCAUUGUGAAGGUUUUACGUGAAAAUUUUCACUCAA
This is a messenger RNA of Cajanus cajan (pigeon pea), 511 nucleotides long. RefSeq names its product zinc finger CCCH domain protein. NCBI's taxonomy places the organism in Eukaryota, Viridiplantae, Streptophyta, Magnoliopsida, Fabales, Fabaceae. The record is from RefSeq and is a predicted model, not a curated record.